Molecule: messenger RNA, 3725 nt
Organism: Cantharellus anzutake
Lineage: Eukaryota; Fungi; Basidiomycota; Agaricomycetes; Cantharellales; Hydnaceae
Product: condensin complex subunit SMC2
Exons: 17
Coding region: 138-3629 (1163 amino acids)
Biological process (GO): chromosome organization
Cellular component (GO): chromosome
Molecular function (GO): protein binding; ATP hydrolysis activity; ATP binding
Source: RefSeq, a predicted model, not a curated record
UGACAUCUUGACAGUGACACGGCUGGCAGACUGUCAGCAAUUAUUUGUCUCGAGGAAUCAAACACGCUCAUCCAUAACAACUGUAAACAUCAACGCGACGGACGGGGCUUCCUUGACGUGUUUAGUAGUUGCUGGACAUGCGAAUCGAAGAGCUCGUUAUCGAGGGGUUCAAAUCGUACCCCGUUCGAACCACUAUAUCAGGGUGGGACUCGUCUUUCAAUGCAAUCACAGGUCUCAACGGUUCCGGGAAGUCCAACAUCCUCGAUGCAAUAUGUUUUGUGUUAGGCAUCACAAACAUGCAACAAAUGCGUGCGCAAAAUCAACAAGAUCUCAUCUAUAAGCGCGGACAGGCGGGAAUCACAAAAGCGAGCGUCACUAUCGUCUUCGACAACUCGGACAAGUCCGCAAGCCCCGCUGGUUUAGAAAACAGCAAGCAAAUUACUUUGACUCGGCAGAUUGCAUUGCCGAAUAUAACGAAGUAUAUUCUCAACGGCCACAAGGUCCAGCAACAGGCUGUACUUAGUUUGCUUCAGUCUGUACAGCUGAAUAUCAAUAACCCCAAUUUUGUGAUCAUGCAAGGAAGAAUCACCAAGGUUCUCAAUAUGCGGCCCCAAGAGAUCCUUGGAAUGAUGGAAGAAGCUGCUGGUACUCGCAUGUUUGAAGAUAGGAAAGAAAAGGCCAAGAAGACAAUGGGGAAGAAAGAGAAACGAGUGGAGGAAAUCACAUCACUCCUCCAAGAGGAAAUUACGCCCAAGCUAGACAAGCUACGGGAACAGAAGCGUUCUUUCCUAACCUUCCAAAAAACGACAUCGGAGCUGGAACGCCUUGCGCGCUUCCUCCGUGCCUAUGACUGGGUUGAAGCCAACUCGCGAGUUUCCAGAAAGGAUACUGCCAUUCGAGAGAAGAAAACCUUGAUUCAGGAAGCACAGCACGAAACCGAAGUAAAAGAGCGCGAGGGAGCAGAGGCCGAGAAGGAACGCGCAAGGCGUCAAGGAGCUAGCACGACUGGUACUCAGGCCGAACUCAUGGAGGGCACUAUAACAGAAGAGGAAAAGAAAGUGAACUCGCUUGAGCAGGCACUUGUUGACCUUCGGGCUUCCUUAGAGGCGCAGAGGUCUCACGUUGACGAGCGCAAAGCUUCUUACGCGUCAUCCAAGGAGUCGCAUCAAGCCUCGCAAGCCAGACUGGCGUCCUCCGAGGAACUCUUGCAGACUCUAGUAACUGGUCUAUCUUCUGCACAGAACGCGUCUUCAGCCGGUGGCUAUCUUGGUCAGCUUGCAGAAGCCAAAGCCCGUUUGACGUCUGCAUCUGCAGCAGAGGAGCAGAUAAAGAUGCGAAUCGAGAUAGUUGAGAAAGAACUGAAAGAGAAGGAAGCCAAGUGGAAAACCAUGGAGAAAGAAGCAAAGGAUGGUUCAAAGGCACUCGAAAAGGCCAGGAGUGAGAUGGAAGCCUUAACUAGUAAGCUCCAGUCGACCGGGUGGGAUUUGGAGAAAGAGGAGGCGUCGAAUCGAAUAAAGGAUGCAAAAGAAGACGUUCGCUCCUUAACAGAGAAAAGGGACGUGCUUGCGAAUAGGCUGGCUCAUCUUGAGUUCACAUAUUCGAGUCCUUCACCGUCAUUCGAUCAUUCUAAGGUCAAGGGUUUAGUCGCAAAGCUCAUCGAACUUCCCGAAGAUUCCUCAACAUAUUCGACCGCCUUGGAGGUUUCUGCUGGCGGGAAACUCUAUAACGUUGUCGUCGAGGAUGAGACUGUCGGUACCCAGCUCCUCGCCAAAGGGAACCUGAAGAAGCGUGUGACGAUCAUUCCUUUGAACAAAAUCAACGCAUUCAGAGUAUCUGCUGAGAAACUGGCAGCCGUCCAGAAAGUCGCUCCGAAUAAAGCCCAUCUUGCUUUAUCACUCGUUGGAUACUCUGAAGAUGUUGCGCAAGCCAUGGCAUACGUCUUUGGUGAUACCAUCAUUUGCGAUGAUGCGGCCUCUGCUAAGGCAGUUACGUUUAACAAAGCCAUCGCAAUGAAAUCCGUCACCGCGCAAGGCGAUGUAUACGACCCUUCAGGUCUUCUCAGUGGAGGCAGCGCCCCGAGCGGAAGUGGCACCCUGUUGAGGGUACAGGAGCUCCAUGAAGCCGAAUCUCGUCUGACUGAAGCCAUUGCCACGCUCAAGGAUAUCGAGAAAGCCGAGGCGUUGAACCAAGCAAGGAAGGACUCAUGGCGAAGGCUGGAGCGCGAGCUAGAGAUCAAGACUCAUGAGUUACGUCUCCUUGAGGAGCAGGUCGGAGCUAGUAAUGCGUCUAGGCUCGGCGCCGAAGUCGAAAAUCUCAAGGGAACAUUGGUUGAACUUCGCGAAACAAUGGGAUCUGCCAAGCAGAAACAGCAAGAUGCGAAGAAUGAGUGCAAAAAGUUGGAACGAGACAUGGACGAGUUCAAGAAUAACAAGGAUUCGAAGCUUAAGGAGCUCAAAAGCGACAUCGCCAAACAGAAAUCUGCGCUCUCGAAGGAAGCUACCGCAUUGAAGACUUUGCAGAAAGAGACGCAGACCGCGACACUCGAGUAUGAGCAAACGGAGAAAGACAUUGAUGCUUCGCAGCAUGAAGUCGAGGAAGCUAGAGCGAGCGUCCAGACAUUCAUUAACGAGCUUAAAGCUUUAGAGGAGCGGCGAGUGGCACAUCAGGCUGGUCACGACCAAAUUGAAGCCAAAUUAAAGAAAGAGCGUGCCGAGCUAUCCAGAUUUGACGAUGAACUUCGUGAACUAGACCUUGUUAUCAAGGAGAAACGGCAAGCAGAUGCCGAGCACAGCGUCACAAACCUUCAAAAAGAACGUGCGGCGGCUGCCAACGCCGUCACAGCACUGGAGAAGGGGAACCCUUGGAUCGAAUCUGAGAGAGAGCACUUUGGCAAGCCAGGCACUGUAUACGACUUUGGCAAACGUGACGUUCAAAGCGAGACUGAAAAAGCACGCGAGCUUGAAGACCAGCUAAAGGGCAUGCGCAAGACGGUGAAUCCAAAAGUCAUGGGCAUGAUUGAGACUGUCGAGAAGAAGGAAGCAGAACUCCUCAAGAUGUUAUCGACCGUGCUAAAAGACAAGGAGAAAAUUGAAGAUACAAUCGCGGAACUUGAGAGACAUAAGCGUGACGCCCUUCAGAAAACAUGGAACAAAGUCAACGCCGACUUCGGUGCCAUCUUCGCAGAGCUACUGCCUGGGAAUUUUGCGAAAUUACAGCCUCCCGAAGGCAUGGAUUUGACUCAGGGACUCGAAGUUAAAGUCCAGUUGGGCAGCGUGUGGAAACAGAGUUUAACCGAACUCAGUGGUGGCCAACGGUCGCUCAUCGCAUUGUCCUUGAUCAUGGCUCUCCUCCAGUUCAAGCCCGCACCUAUGUACAUCCUUGAUGAGAUCGACGCAGCGUUGGAUCUAUCUCAUACACAGCACAUCGGGCAGCUGUUCAAAAAUCGCUUCAAGGGCUCGCAGUUCAUCGUAGUAAGCUUGAAGGAGGGUCUCUUCACCAAUGCCAACGUGCUAUUCCGGGCCCAAUUCCGCGAUGGGACUAGUGUUGUCACCAGAACAGCCCAACGAUCCGCCUCGUCGAUCUAUGAUCCAGGAAAGGAGAAUAGCAGGCCAAGCGCUCGGACGAAGUAAUAUGAUAUAAUCCGUACUGUAAAACGCUGUUAAUUACAUGCAUUGCUUGUAACUGUACACUGUGUUGUGUAAUGGAACCAGUACACUGGACAUAAG